Messenger RNA from Mesorhabditis belari, 2613 nucleotides. NCBI's taxonomy places the organism in Eukaryota, Metazoa, Nematoda, Chromadorea, Rhabditida, Rhabditidae. The record is from the annotation of a GenBank genome assembly.
AUGGGCUCUUCCCAUUCAUCGGAAGCCGAGAAGGCAAAGCUGGGAACGAUGGGACGAUUGUCGGAGGAUAUGCUUCUCUAUCGACUCGUGGAUAUGCACGGUGGAGGGGAACUGAUCCCGUGGAUGAGAUACGCUCACAAAACGGGCGAUCACUCAAUCAUUGACGGCUUUAUUGACAUCAGAGUUCGAGAAUUUCUCUACAAGGGCGGAGAAGGGAAAUUGGUGACGGUCACUGAGUUGGUAAAGAUUCGAAAUAAGCAAAGAAAUGCUAUGCUUUCGGCAUUUUCUCGAAAAAAAGGCAAAGGAAAAUCGGGUCCAAAUGUCCUCGAUGCGGUGAAUCAAGAAGGAGUGAAUGCGGGAGAUGUACAAAAGAUUUUGAAACUAGUUGGAGAUGGUGGCGGAAAGGGGAAAGGCGGAGAGUCAAAGUAUCGAGAUAUCUGUUGGAAAUUGGAGGAAAGAGGUUCAAUGGGUGAAACGCUGUUGGGCGUUUGCCUCCUUCAAGGCACCUCUAUUCACAACAUGUUGGCACUGAAGCUAUUGGACAAUUUCCCAAAACUCGUCAACGAUUUCAAUGUCAGCGAGGAUUACUACGGUCUAUCCCCACUUCAUCAAGCGAUUGUCAAUGAGGAUCCGUACAUGGUGAGCGUCUUGUUGCGAAGGGGAGCUGAUGUGAGCAAAAGAUGCUUUGGCGCAUUCUUUUGCACUGAAGACCAAAAGACGAGCAGAACCGAUUCGAUGGAACACGAGGCGGUCGAUUUGAGUCCAAAGACAAAUUACACUGGCCGAAUGUACUUUGGUGAGUACCCGCUUCACUUCGCCGCUUGUAUGAAUCAACCAGAAUGUUAUCGAUUGUUGCUUGUGAAAAAAGCGAAUCCAAAUGCGCAAGACACAAAUGGGAACACCGUUCUUCACAUGUGCGUCAUUCAUGAGAAUAUGGAUAUGCUUCGACUCGCCGUUCAGACGGGCGCCAGUCUUCGAAUCACGAACAAGCAAGGCCUCACCCCGUUGACUCUAGCCGCAAAGUUGGCAAAGAAAAAGAUUUUCAUUGAACUCCUCGAUCUCGAGUCUGAUGUCGUCUGGGCUUAUGGAGAAGCGUCACAAACCGCUUACCCACUAGCCGAUAUUGACACGAUCAAUGAGAAGAAUGGGGAAAUGAAUGAGCAAUCGGCUUUGUCUUUGGUUGUGUAUGGGGAAACGGCAGAGCAUCUCGAGCUUCUCGAUGGUCUUUUGGAAAACAUUUUGCAAGCUAAAUGGGAUGCUUAUGCAAAGACUAGUUGGUAUCGCUCUUUAGCUUCAUUUUCUUUUUACUAUAUCUGUUUCUUUAUGGCCUACAUGAAUCGACCAUUCUCGUACACGACACAGAUUUCCACAAACGGAAUGGUCAAUCAACACGGAGAACCAUUGAAAUUCAGCGAUAUGAAAUAUAAGAUCGAUUACAAUCGGACGCUUGUGUCAACCGAUGAUCUAACCCGGCUCAACUACUAUCAGUACACGAAUUUGCAUUAUGAUGAGCUGAAAGCCAGAUGUCAUCUCAUUAAUUACGCCGAGCUGCCGUUGACGCAGGGAUGGAUUCGUCUUGGCGCUGAAGUGUUGGUACUCGUGCAAGUGAUCAUCCAAAUCGCCAUGGAUGUGCUCGACAUUCGGCGAAUCGGCAGGAAAAAGUGGUGGAAUGUUAUGGUUGCUUUUCCAGCGAAACUCAUCUGGAAGAUGACUUUCUUUGGAAUUUUCUUUAUCGUGCCAUUGAGAGCGGCUUGUCAUCUCUCGAUGACAUUCGUCAUUCUCGACAAUGUCAUCUCGACGAUUCUCGUACCAAUGACCACCAUUCAUUUUCUUUAUUACAGCAGAGCCGUCAAAUUCGUCGGUCCAUUUGUGUUGAUGAUCUACACAAUUAUUGCCUCGGAUCUCUCGCGUUUCAUCGCUAUCUAUCUUAUUUUUCUCAUCGGAUUCUCGCAAUCUUUUUAUCUAAUUUUCACCGCUUGUGAACGAGCUGAAUACGAAAAUUCGAAUGUGACGGCUACAUUGAGAGCUGAUGAUGAUGGAGAUUCUUUUCAGAAUCUACUCCCGAAUCCGCAAGAAGCUUUGAUUCGAACAUUCAUCAUGACAAUUGGAGAGUUCAUGUCCCUGUACCGUGAGCUGGCCGCUUGCAACUCGUUGUUGUUGUCAACGAUUGGAAAAAUUUGCUUCAUCAUCUUCGAACUGGGCGUCUCGAUUCUGCAAUUCAAUCUCCUCAUCGCUAUGAUGACUCGGACGUACGAGGAGAUUUUCCAAACGUCAAAGGAGUGGAAAAGACAGUGGGCCCAAGUGAUCCUGAUGUUAGAGUUGUCGGUCGCUCCAAAGAAACGCCUUCACCAUAUGCAACAGUACUCCCGGCCACGAGGCACACAAAAGGAUAUCCGAGCUUUUGUCGUCAUCAAAAAGAAUGAUGACGAUGACGAGGUGGCUCGCCAAGUCCGGCAAGAGAAACGCGAGCGGAUGCACGAGGAGAAAAUGGCGUUGAUUCGGAAAAAGCAAAGGGAAAUCGAAAGAGAAGGCGCUGCCGGAAGACCGGUCACUCGACGAUACUUAGGUGGUGAAAGCAAUUUGGAGAAAAGUCGUCGGAAAAGUUUUGCCACU